UUUAAAUGAUUGUUUUUAAGUUUCAGACUCUGGACUCUGGCUCUUCAGCAGCAGCUCUAAGUGAAAUGAGGUAAAAACUUUCACAUAGAGGUUGCAUGGCUUUGACCUCAGCAGCUCUACAUCAGGGUUUGAAUGAAACGGCUUGUUUAAAAAGUAAUGGGCAUAUAUAACCUCAGUUUACUGCUAACCAUUAAACUAUACAAUACAUUUACAUAACAAUGUUUCUGUUCAUGUAGAAACAGCUCCAAAAGACAAAAACAGAAUGGUCUACUUCCUGACAGUCUCAAAGAUGAAUCAAAGGUAGCAUGUUAAUACUGGGUCUCCUCUGCAGCUGCGGUCAUCACCACCUUUUGUGGAGGAGCUACUUAAAGGGUCAGUUCACCUAAAUCACACAAGAAGUGACAGGCUCCUACAUUGAACAUGACAUUGAUGUGAACACACUACUUCCCUCCCUGCCAUCUGGGUUCUUAGUUGGGUGUUAUGUUGUUUUUCUUUCUUUCUUUUUUUUCCUGUGCUUUUCCCACUGGUUUCAGGUGGGCGGGGCUCUGCUCGAAAAAGUUGAGUUCAGCUACUUCUGUGCAUUUCAAUCCAAACAUGAUGAGGGUGAGUAGUUUGGUGCUGUCAGUCAAAUCUGAUCAAACCACACCCAUAGUUUUGAUAAACAUUUUGAUUCUUAACCCCUUAAUAAAUAGUACAUGUUUUAAUUAAGAAAAAACUUAGUCACUUAUUUAUUCAAGAACACUUAUUGUUAAUGACAACCACUUAUGAUGUGAAGCCAAGUUUUCAGGGGCUUCAAGACAUCCACUAUUAAAGGUCUACUCUUCAGACUGUGCUGGAAGUGAACAGAAUAGUUUUGUAGGGCUCAAACAUCUCAAGAUUACUUUUGCCUCUGCUUAGAGUUGUCAUUAGGUAGGAAGUCAUUUCUGAUGGAAACUGCUGCAGCCUAGACUCAACAUUAGCCUUUAUCCAGGGUUUGCAUCCAACCUCCAGUGCCUCCACUUCUUCAGUGCUGAUUUUUUAAGUAUUCCGAGCUUUUAUAAUUAUAUUUGUAUCAAAUGACAACAUGAAAGCAAUUUUUGUGAAGCUAUUGCAGGUUUAAUAAAGACCUAUUUUCUCUUAUUAGAAAUUAUGAAUAAAAUAACCUACUAAAAUUGCAAAUGUAUUGACUUAAAGGCCUGGUUGUGCCUUUCUUUGUAGUGUUGUUUAAAUCACAGCACUUUUAAAAAGUUGAGGUUGAGUUUGGGGUCUUGAUGUGUCAGUAAUCACGCCCCACGGUUGAGGCCAGGAGUCGGGGACGCGCAUCCAGCUGCCUGUGUGGUCUCUGCGCUCGUUCACGCGCAUGUGAACACCUGACCGCUGCAGGGGACGGUGCCCGCUGUUAGUUUGAUCGGGGGAAAUCCUUUACAGGUCGGUUACUGUCUCCUAUGAGCGGGAUGGCGGAUGGAGAAGUGUUCACAGUGGAAGAUCAGGCCGUGGACAGCGCCCGGCUGCUGCUGCGGGACUACAGGCGGCUGACUCGGCUGUACUGCAUGAAUGGCGGACAUCACCUGCAGAUCCUGCCCGAUGGGACAGUGCAGGGCCAGAGGGAUGAGGGGGACGUUCACACCGUUUUAAAGAUUAAAGCUGUGGACACAGGUGUGGUGGUGAUCCAAGGCACAGAAGCUGGGCGAUAUUUGGCCAUGAGUGAUGAGGGACGUUUGUACAGUUCACACACUGUGACUGAUGAAUGUUACUUCCUGGAGAAACUGGAGGAGAAUCACUACAACACCUAUCAGGCUCAGAAAUAUCAGGAGAAGAACUGGUACGUAGCUCUGAAAAAGAACGGGAAACCUAAACUGGGUCCAAGAACGCACAUCGGACAGAAGGCCGUCUUCUUUCUGCCCCGACAGCUGGACGACUGCGGGGAGUGAAGACGUUCAUCCCAACACACAGUGAUACCUCAACCAAAACAGACUGGAAGCUGCUCAUGGAGGGAUUAGUGUUUGAGGAAGUGGUAUGAAAACGGUUGAUUGGUUGUUGUUUUGUUUUUGUUUUUUUGCACUUUACACUGCACUUAUUUAUUUCCACAUCAUCUCAUUUUAGUGAAUCUUCCAUAUUGUCUCUAUUAACAUAAACUCUGAUGUUGGUGCUGGACACAGCAACUGAGAGAAAUGAGCUUCAAUCAGCAGUGGUUGUACUGGUUUUAUAACUAGUGGUUCUCAAACCAAGUGGAAGUUUAGAUGAUUAUGUGAGAUGAGAAAAGUAGACUUUAAAAUAAUAUUAUAUGAUAUAGAUUCUAUAAUUAACGAAAGAAACCCUCAUGUGUAGUGCUGGUAAAAAUGUUUGUUAUCUCAUUUAUUUUAGUCUGAAAAAUUGUUUCCAGAUGACAAUGACAUCUGGUGGAGAGUUAGAUCAAAGGCAGGAACAACUCAUUGUUCAUGAGGAUCUGGAUCCAGGUGUGAUUGCAGGAAUUGCUGCUUUUUGCAGUGGUUUUCCCAUGAACCACUGCACUUAUUUGAAUGUCAGGUAACCCACCUACUGAGAAUAUUGCUUGUUUGCUGGAGUUCAUCUGCUGCGAGUCCUUUCUGAUUUAACUUUUCUGUAAUCAAUCUGCUUUUAAGGAAGAAAAAAAAAAAAAUGAACAGCUUGAAAAGGCCACAGGUCCGACCUACACCAGGGUGUCAAGCUGAAUUACAGCUUUCCCAGACUUGUGGAUGUUGUUUCAUAUUCACAGCAGUUACACAAUGCUGCCAUUUGGUGCCACCAAUGUGUAAAAUUUCCCAGUGAUUCAUUUAACACGCGUUACAUUUUUUCUCUUGCUCUCUUGCAAAAUUGAGCACCACUUUUUUUUCCCUCCACAGUGCUAUAGCUUCAUAAAACUGACCCGUAAAUUAUACCUGUUAAUCGUCCUUCUCUGCAGGUUUUGAUUUAUAAAAACUGUAAAUGUAUUUGUCACAUUGCCUGUUGGACCCCACAGUAAUACAGAAAUAAUCAAUCCAGACCACUCGGAUGAUGCGUUAAAAGUGACAUUUAUUUAACACUAAACGUUUUAUGUACAGUUUCAUAACAACAAAACCCCAAAGUUGCAGCUCUAACAUCACAUAGAAAUAAGCAUAAUGGGUCUGUAUCAAAGCAAUGACAGAAGUAUUAAGUUAAGUGUUUAAGGCAAACAGUUCAGUUUGCUAGACAUUAACUUCUAGUGAUGACAAAGAUUAAAUCAUGAAAAACUGUAUUAUCCUGACAUGCCAAUUCCUCCAGAUUCUAAAACUAAAGAAAAAUCCUGAACUGCUGCUGCAUCAUUCAUUCCUUGUUCUAUAUGUCUGAGACCUGAUGGGAACGUCCUCUGGGUUUUAUCAGUUAUGUUUCUAAAAGUGCACCUGCAUACAACAUUCUUUGACAUAGUUCCACAAGAUAUCUAACAUUUUACACCUCAAGAAGAAAAAAAAGUGUUAACCCUUCCCCCACCCAAAAAGGAAAAAAAAUUAAAAAGAUUUCCCUACCCCAUCUGUCAAUUAAAUCUUAUGGCAAAACCCCACUUGGAAAAGGAAUUUGAGUUAUUUUUAUGCUCUUAGAUAAUGUGAUCCACAUGCUUCAGCGAGAUCGUUAACAGCUGAAAUCCAGACAGCCAAAGAAUCUUUUCUAUAAUCACACAGCUUUUCCACUGACAUUCAAUGUGAUGCCGAUUCCACUGACUCA
This is a messenger RNA of Seriola aureovittata, 3675 nucleotides long. RefSeq names its product fibroblast growth factor 1a (gene fgf1a). Bases 1425 to 1910 code for a protein of 161 amino acids. Gene Ontology annotation, biological process: animal organ morphogenesis; cell differentiation; positive regulation of protein phosphorylation. The transcript has 3 exons. Gene Ontology annotation, cellular component: cytoplasm. NCBI's taxonomy places the organism in Eukaryota, Metazoa, Chordata, Actinopteri, Carangiformes, Carangidae. Gene Ontology annotation, molecular function: growth factor activity; fibroblast growth factor receptor binding. The record is from RefSeq and is a predicted model, not a curated record.